Molecule: messenger RNA, 3087 nt
Organism: Pomacea canaliculata
Lineage: Eukaryota; Metazoa; Mollusca; Gastropoda; Architaenioglossa; Ampullariidae
Exons: 13
Coding region: 802-2409 (535 amino acids)
Source: RefSeq, a predicted model, not a curated record
UUACAUAUCCGUGAUUGUUCUUCUGGAGUAAGAGAUGUGACGGAGGACACGGACGUGAGUUUUACCUGCGGCCGUUACAAUGGCCGGGUAGAAUGGUUUUCGUCUACUGAUAACUUACAAUGGAACUACAUUGGCCAUUGCGAAAGAAUAAGGUGUUAUUCCCAAAAGGCCCCUCCAUUUCUUUUAUCUGCACAAAAAACAAUUUCAAAUUGGAAUACGAGAGCACGCUGGACAUCAAGCGUGUCACGAGCAGCAGGACAUUUUACUCAAGUGCAGCGACGAGGACACAAUAGAUGUUUGCAGGCUAAGGAUUGUAGUGCCUUUUAUCGCUAAAAACUGCAAUGUAACGAUAUCAAAAUGGCGGCUGUACGGAACGUGUGCCGUGGAAAAGAUGUUUGCGUCAGACGACAAGUACUCCUGCAUGUGGAGUGUAAACAAUAACAAGCUCACAAGUUAUGAAUCACUCUCUCAAUAUUGGUCUGGAGGGAGAAGAUACCAAAGAGGCCAGUUGUUAUUUUUAACCAACGAUGCUGUGGACUACGGAAUGUACACUUACAGAGUCACCAUCAAUCCGGGUCCUUCAACUAUUUUUGUUGAGAUUAUUAGCAUAGUGCCACCUGGGGAUCCUGUCCACACGUGUAAUGACACUGUUGAGGAGGGAUCCAGUGUUAUCUGCAAGUGCACUUCGUCAAAUAAAGGAUUUCCACCUGCAGUAUUUACCUGGAUAAACAAAACACAGACACUUACAAUUCAAAAUGUUCAGACAGAAUGUAGCGGCUGGAAGUACACCUGUCGGCUGACAUGGGGUCGAAUGGUUUAAUCAACCGUACAACUGAUUUUGCCUUGAAAGUAGCAGUCGCCGUCACCAUCGUUCCUACUAGCUGCAGUGUACAAUUGUCAGGAUGGAAAGUGUAUGGAAUGUGUACAGUCAAAAGGGUAGUGGGACGAAAAAACAGGAUGUGCAAGUGGAACAUGAAAAACAAGAAUAACACAGAGGAGUUCCAAGGAUUUGUCGGUUAUACAUAUAUGUAUUCUGAAAAUUAUGUAAAAGAAACUUGCGCUUUCCUGCGUGAAAUACCUGUCGACAAUGGCAAUUAUACCUACAGCAUCAGUGAAUCUUCACAUCCAGCAGAUCAGUGGGGGAAGACUAUUUAUAUCGAGAAGCCAGACGUGCCUCACCACAACUGUUCAAAGAUGAUUCUCGAAGGAUCAAGUAUGACCUGCACGUGCUUUACACCAAAGCUGGGAAAUCCACCCGCGCUAGUUGGAUGGGAGGGAUUGGGAGAAACGUAUUUGACUAUACAGGGUAACAAGCAAAACCAGGGUAUCGUCUUUACAUGUUCUCUGACUUGGGGAGUCAUCAGCUAUACAACCCCAUACGUGAUUAACAUUGCCUACGGACCAUCGCAAACUUACAUCAGCAGCAGCGAAGAGUCAUCGGGUGACGAGACAAAGACGAUGUUAAUGUGUACUGCAAUAGAUGUUUACCCUUCCGCCGUGUUUCACUGGAACAUUGCGUGUGACAAAGAGACUCACGGAGUGAACACCAGCACGUGCACACUCUCUACGUCACGUGUAGAGGACAACACAGCAGUAGAGUGCAUGGCAACCAACCAAGUCUUUGUAGAAGUGUCUUCUGCUAGUAUAUACGUCUUCAAGCCGAGACGUACCCAUAUCAAAAGUAAACAACAUAUAUUUUCCAUUCAACGAAAAAGAGAUAACCAUUUGAUGGUGGGGAUAAUAGCCGGCAGUGGUGGAGCCAUGAUUAUUCUUACCAUCCUUGUGGCUGUUAUAGUUGUUUGUGUGAAACGUCGGAUAGCCAACAAGACACCAACCCACAAUGUGCACUUUACUGCACCAUCUACAGAUGUCAACACUAUUAGUCACAGAAGAGAAAAUGAGUAUAUCACAUUUGACGAUCCAACAUUGCUCCGCAUUCCUGAGACACGGACUCCCGUUGUCCGCACCUCUGCACCAUCUGGAGACCUGUACACCAUCGUUGGCCCAGCGACUGUAGGAGACAAUGAAGAAGUUGCUGUACAGGAAGCAGUUAAGAACAGGACGCGUGCAACAAUAAGGAUCAGCGGUCUUCAGGCUGGAACUACUGAUGCCCAAACAAACGAAACAACUGAAUCAACAAGUCUGGCAAUAAUGCACAAGCCAACAAGAAUAGACAAGAAGGAACUUCAUAAUCAGUCAGUUACUGAUUACAUGAAUAUACCUCAAGUACCAUGGAAUUCUAGACUGGGUGUGUACCAUCAUGUUCGACAGGCUGCUGCGUCUGAAACAAGGAUUUCUGAUGCAAAUGCAACUGAUGGAACAGACGAAUACGAUGUCCUACGAGUCCAAAAGAGUCGAACUGGACAGGAAGACCAUGCAGCUACUUACAGCCGCCUUGACUUCAAAUAAACAUUGAGUUUACUUUAAAGUAACAUCUCUAAUUUAUACUCUCUUUUUUGGAUAUAUUAACUGUGUCAGGGAUGAAAACUGAAUAGUUUUUAAUAAUGUAAUGGUGAAAAGUAAACUAUUUAGGAAGCAGCUUUUAUGUAGGUGAGAACUCUUACGUUAGAAUUUAAAAUAAAGAUUUAGGAAUUGUGUGUGUGUGUGCGCUCACGCCCUUAAUUUUAUAAAGACAUUAUGAAAAGAAAUGUUGCUUAUUAUUCCGUUUUUAUUGAGAACUUUUUUUUGAUCCAGUUCUCUACUUUAUGUAAAGUGAAUGAUUGUGUUUUAUAUAAUUUAUACAUAACAAGGGACAUUGUAAGAUUCAUGCCGUAUGGUUCUCUUUAUAUAUCUCUCUUUUCCUUUCUAUAUAUAUAUAUGUAUUAUAACAUUUACCUUUCAGUAUACACUUCUUGACCUUUCCUGACUUCAGGUCAUCUUUUUGGGCGAAAAAACCUCCAUAAAACUAAUAAGGGCUAUGUACAUAUGUAUUAAUUUAUUAAUUGAAACUGUUGGUCAAAACUUCACAGUAAAUACUUUUCGAUCGAUUUGUGUUUUUUGUAAAAAUGGCACAGAAACAAUCGCAGUUAUUUGUCAUUGUUUUUGUUUGUUUUGGUUAAACCAGUUGUAUAAAGAGUGUCGACUGUA